AAUUUCAUUGUCAAUUUACAGACAAUACUACGAACAAAAAACCCGAAGCGUGAGGUCUGCUGAAAAUCUGAAACUCCUUUUCAGGCUUCAGCCAUGGGGCUCUUCUCGUGGUGGAAAGGCAAAGAAACUCCCUCCGAGCCCAAACCCGCCCGCAAACCCGACCCGAAUCCCAAACCAGUGCCGGGCAUGAACGGUGCCGUGGAGGUGCGUCGCCCGCCCGCCGACGUGACGGUCUUCGAAUUCGGGUCCGUGGCCGCCUCGUCCGACAAGGUGACGCUCGCCGGAUACUGCCCCGUCUCCGACGACUUCGAGCCCUGCCGGUGGGAGAUCUUGCCGGCCACCUCUGACAACGCGCCGCAGUUUCGCGUUGUGUUCUAACGGAAAGCUUGUGAGACCUCACCACACAUUUAUGUGCUUGUUGAUAAGAGAUGAGGGUUUUUGUUGAACUGUAUGGGAAAAUCAAACAUGUAAUUUGAGAACUAGAACAUGGAAUUACUUUGCGAAUUUUGAGACUUAUCCACCCAGUUAUUUUAUGUUUAA
Messenger RNA from Malania oleifera, 540 nucleotides. RefSeq lists its product as uncharacterized. NCBI's taxonomy places the organism in Eukaryota, Viridiplantae, Streptophyta, Magnoliopsida, Santalales, Ximeniaceae. Bases 94 to 378 code for a protein of 94 amino acids. The record is from RefSeq and is a predicted model, not a curated record. The transcript has a single exon.